Zygotorulaspora mrakii is the source of this 1593-nucleotide messenger RNA. RefSeq lists its product as uncharacterized. The transcript has a single exon. Lineage: Eukaryota; Fungi; Ascomycota; Saccharomycetes; Saccharomycetales; Saccharomycetaceae. Bases 1 to 1593 code for a protein of 530 amino acids. Gene Ontology annotation, cellular component: membrane. The record is from RefSeq and is a predicted model, not a curated record.
AUGGAAGAAUACUUUGUGGCAUUUGUGCUGGUUGUUAGCGCGGUAGUGGUAUAUCAAUGCUCCUAUCAUAUAAUAUGGUUCAAAGUUGGGUCACUGUUUGACAUUACAAUGGCCCCAUCUAAAGCCAUACAGUCUCAGGAGAUACCGAAAUGGGAAUUGAAUGAUAGCACAUUUUUCUACAAACUUUACAGCGAAUACUCGAUAUCUUCACAUAGAAUUAAAAAUACUGUCAGGAUUUUAUUCUCAAUUGCCAUGGUGAGCUACGCCAUGACGGUUGAGAUUGUCCUCUGGCAGAUAAGAACUGCAGAGGUUGAUCAGAGGGCAGAUUUUCUCACUAAGAUGGUGUGGCCGUGUGUAUCAAUACUUUUGUCGAUGUUGAUCAUUUUAACACAACCAUUUUUAAUUGUAUUAUCUCUGCUAAACAAGUUUUACAAGGACAGGUUCGAUAUCGAAAGACUUUUGAUUUACACUUGCAUGUUGAUUGCAUUUUUGAUAGCUUGCUUGAGCAUACUUAGCUUUGGACCCUUUAAAUAUACAAAAAGCAUGUUAACAAAAAUAUCCAUGGUUGGCAUUACGGUUAUGGCCUUCCUUUCAGGUGUUGCAUCAAUAUCAACACUUCAUUAUACUUUUUUAUUUAUUAAAAAGAGAUGGUUUCCAACGAGCGUCAGAGAAGACGAUCGUGACUUAACUGCAAAUACAUCUAGGGCAUUGCUAUGGACCGGAAACGAUAUGAUUAACGAACGAAUUGCGAGCUUUCAGCAGAAUAUACAGGAAGACCUUCUCAUUUUGAAAAAAGUUGAAAACGAGAAAGAUGGGGGGUCUCUUCCAAGAAGGGAUCAAGUAGUUGAGAGGAUUGCGGAAUCUCAUUUAGAAAUUGCCAAACUAGAGCAUAGAAUUCAGCAGUCGCGUAAGAUUUUACUAAUGAAAAAAGCAUUCCAUUUAUCAUUCUUGUUGUAUUGUUUGCAUAAAGUCAUAUUUACGUUUACCAGGUCAAUUCCCAAUAUUGUAGGGAGUUGGUCCACAAAUCGAGAUUCUCAAAGUCAGGAAUCUGCCCGAGGACCUUCGGAAUGGGUUGCAGAUCCAUUGGCGAUUACCCUAGCAAAAGUACUUGACUUUCUUCUCUUCAAAUUCAAUUACCAGUAUGAGCUCGACUCCUUAACCAAACAGAUAUCACUGCUUCUUUCUGUGUCUCUUUUUAUCUGCUCAUUAUCAACAGUGGCAACUACUAUCUCGAUUGUCAUCACCAUUUUACCAACCAAAUUCAGAGCCCUGGCGAUGUAUACAAUGCAGAGUACCGAGAAAGGAAGAGAAUUACCUAAGUAUAGAAAAGAAGGGAAUCAUAACCGGAAACCUCCGUCAAUAAUCAAAAAUUUGAUCGUAUCCGAGUUAACAGGGAUCUAUGUUGUUGCAACUGUAUUGUCCGUUCGCUCCAAUCUACCGUUUGAAGUUUCGGAAAAAGUUAACGAGCUGCUUGGACAGAGAUUUACUGUGCCUAACAUUGUGAUUGACUCCUGGUUCGACCUAAUUUAUGCUUUUUCGUGCAUCUUCACCAUUGCAUUUAUGAAGAUAGCUGAACGGGUUUUAUCCAAGUAA